Daphnia pulicaria is the source of this 396-nucleotide messenger RNA. RefSeq names its product transcription factor tau 55 kDa subunit-like. Gene Ontology annotation, biological process: transcription by RNA polymerase III. Gene Ontology annotation, cellular component: transcription factor TFIIIC complex. The transcript has a single exon. Bases 1 to 396 code for a protein of 131 amino acids. The record is from RefSeq and is a predicted model, not a curated record. NCBI's taxonomy places the organism in Eukaryota, Metazoa, Arthropoda, Branchiopoda, Diplostraca, Daphniidae.
AUGGAAAGUGAAUAUGAAGAAACAGUUGAAGAACAGUACAUUUUGGUAGAAUUUGCUGGAAACACAGGGAGUGAUGCUUUGAAUCAAGAAAAUGUUUCCAUCAAAGUACUUGGCAUGGAAACUGAUGAACCCAUAAUUAAAAUUGGAAAUCAACUUUAUGAAGGAAAAUACUACGACACAAUUGGAACUGAACUCUUCUUCACAGAAGCUGAGGGUGAGCCACCUUCUGAUACCUUGUUUGAUACAAAAUUGGAAAAGAAACUCGAAUUCUAUGGGAAAACCAACACCAAACUUGUUGUAAGUCGAGCAUUUGCUAAACCGUUAGAGCAAUCGAAAAAUUCUGCCGACGUCCGUUUGCCCGAAGAAACGCGUGUGUCCGAUUCCGCUAAAAUUUAA